Messenger RNA from Lactuca sativa (garden lettuce), 1293 nucleotides. RefSeq lists its product as uncharacterized. The record is from RefSeq and is a predicted model, not a curated record. Lineage: Eukaryota; Viridiplantae; Streptophyta; Magnoliopsida; Asterales; Asteraceae.
AUGGCCAGUGUUUGUGAAAGUGACAACUUAUAUGACAGUGAUGACUUAUGUCAUGAAAUUGAAGAAAAUGAAGAGAUUCAAACACUUCUUUUAUGUGGGCUUGCUGUCAAAGUGUUACUAUUGACUCAGAAAUUGAAAUACGUGCGUAGACAUCGCCGUUCAUCUUCGCGCACAGGAAGCAUGCUUAUCAAUGAAAUAUUUAAUGAUCAUGAGAGCCAAUGUUAUGAAAUUUUUAGAUUAGAAGUCCCGGUUUUCAACAUGUUAUGUAGGGAUAUUGUUGCACAUUAUGGGUUAAAGAAAUCAUGUCGUGUAUCUAUUGAAGAGUCCCUUGGUAUUUUCUUGUUGUACUUAGCGCAUGGAUGUGGAAAUCGGUUACUUCAAGAGUUCUUUAAUCAUUCUGCGGAAAUAAUCCAUAGGCAUUUUCAUAAAUUCUUGGAUGUUGUGGUUAACCUAAGUAAGUACAACAUCAAACCAAAUGCUAACUACAACGAAACUAUACCAGAACAUAUUUUAAAUAACCCUCGGUAUUAUCCAUACUUCAAGGAUUGUAUUGGUGCCUUCGAUGGAACACACGUGAAGGCCUCUGUUCUGCAACAUGACCAAAUCAAAUUCAUUGGGCAAAAGAAUUGUGUAACUCAAAAUAUUAGGCCAACAUGUGAUUUCAACACGUGCUUUACCUUUACGUGGGUUGGAUGGGAAGGAACUACACAUGAUACGAGAAUUUUCAAUGAAGCGCGAAGGAGACGUGAAGUUAAGUUUCCACUUCCAGCCGAUGGUAUGUAUUACCAUGUAGACGCCAGAUAUCUUAAUACAAAAGGUUAUCUUGAUCCCUAUAAAUGUUCAAACAUCCGUUAUCAUAUUCCUGCUUUUCGACGUGGACAAACUUCUGCCUCGCGGAAACCAAAAGGCUUCAAAGAAAAAUUUAACUAUUAUCAUUCAUCACUUCGCAAUAUAAUUGAACGAACUUUUGGAGUCUGGAAGGCUCGAUGGGUGUUACUAAGAGAUAUGCAUGUAAAUUUCGACUUCGAGACCCAAGUUAAAAUUGUGCUAGCUUCAAUGGCGAUUCACAAUUACAUUAGAAUGAGCGGUAGUUGUGAUGCAACAUUUCAAAUAGCGCAAGAAGAAUCUUAUAUUCCGCGCAAUGAUGAAGGACCCAAUGAUGGUAUUGAGCCACAUGACAAAGUACCAAGUAGACAACGUAGAAAUGUGGAUAUGUAUAUGAGUGCAGUACGCGAUAUGAUUGCAGGACAUAUUUUCUCAAGGUCAAACACUUGUGCACGUAAUGACGUAUGA